AUGACAUCCGGAGUCGAGACCCUAAAAAAGCCCUUGGUUCUUGUGCUAUGCUCCCCAGCUAUAGGGCAUAUGAAUCCUAUGCUUAAGAUUGCUAAGGACCUUGUUCGUCGUGGCCAUGAUGUCUCCUUUCUCGCAUCGGAGGGGUACCGCGAGCAAGUUGAACGCACUGGCGCCUUCUUUCUACCACACAAGGGAUUUAUCAACUAUCGGAGCGAGACGGAUCUUUAUCGGCUUUUCCCUCAGUUUGCCGAGAUACCUAGGGGCUUACGACAACUACUCUGGAUCCAUGAGAAGCUUUGGAUCAAUUCUAUUCCAUCAGCCCUCGAAUCCAUUCGAGCGGCUCUCGCAUCACUCAGGAAGCGAGACCCACAACGCCAAGUUAUCGUUCUUUGCGAGUCUAUGUACAGUGGCAUCUUACCACUCAAGCUGGGCGCUGAGCUUCCCGACGGUUACACUACGUUGCCACCAACCUUGGGCAUCAGCAUCAUGCCGGCAAUGUGGGCUAGUGUAGAUACAGGUCCCUUUGGGUUCGGCUUGCCGGCCGACGACUCCAACGCCGGACGAAUGCGUAAUAUCGUCGUUGCCAAGCUAUUUGCCGAGUACGUGUGCAAGGAGUCGUUCACCAAGCUGGGCGAUGUUCUGCAGCACGUUUGCGGAACCACCAAGCCUCUGGACUCUAUCUAUGGCCACCAUGCACAAGUCAUACAUCACGGUCUCUGGGAUGCUAGCUGGGCAUGCCACGAUCUGACGUUGCAGAUGUGCAUUCCGGCCCUUGAGCUCUCUCGAUCGGACUGGCCGCUCAAUUUCAAGUUCGCCGGAGCUCUGCCUCGUAAAGAGAUUCCCAGCGGAUACCAAUAUCCCGUAUGGUGGGAUGAGAUCGUGGUCAACAGCAAGAGACACGAGUCAGAGAGGAAGAAAGUGGUGUUCGUGGCUCAGGGCACCGUCGUCCAGGACUAUGGCGAUAUGAUUCUUCCCACAAUCCGGGGACUAGCCAACCGCGAUGACUUGAUCGUCAUGGCCGUUCUUGGCGCCAAGGGUGCCGAGUUGAGGCUCAAGGACGAUGAAACCCUCCCUUUCAACACCCGUGUGGUUGAUUACUUCCUUUACGACGCAGCGCUUGAAUACUCCGAUGUCUUCGCAGUGACGGGCGGCUACGGAGCACUCACUCACGGGGUUACGAACGGCGUGCCGAUGGUAUUGGCAGGGGACUCGGAAGACAAAAUCGAGGUUUCAUUGCGGGGUGAGAUGGCGGGGUGUGCCAUCAGCCUUCGGACCGGCAAGCCGAGUCAAGACGAGAUUGUGAAGGCAGUCACGGCGAUCCUAGAGAACGGCGAGUACCGGAAGCGGGAGGCAGCGAAGUUCAAUCCCAUGGACAUUGUGGAGCGACAGAUGUUGGCGUUGCUCAAAUGA
This is a messenger RNA of Colletotrichum gloeosporioides, 1410 nucleotides long. RefSeq lists its product as uncharacterized. The record is from RefSeq and is a predicted model, not a curated record. The coding region runs from base 1 to 1410 and encodes 469 amino acids. The transcript has a single exon. NCBI's taxonomy places the organism in Eukaryota, Fungi, Ascomycota, Sordariomycetes, Glomerellales, Glomerellaceae. Gene Ontology annotation, molecular function: glycosyltransferase activity.